AGACACGGGGCCUAAAAACACACACACACACACACACACAGACACACACAGACACACACAGACACACACACAGCUCGUGAUUUUCAGUGUGCACCAGGACGUGUCUCCGCGUGGAGCGUGUUGUUCUCCGGACCUGCUCAUUGUCUCAGUUUUUGGAAUGAAUGGGAAAGCCUGAGGAAAAAAGAAAACAUUUGGGAGACAUUUUCAACAACGAACUGCACUGGCAUACUUUCACCGAGAGACUUCAUUUAAACUUUAAAAUGUCACGUCAGCCCCCCACCACCCCUACACACAUGAGUGCCGUUUUCUCCUCGCGCUGGGCAGAGCGCCAUGCCUGACCGGGACAGUUCCUACCUGUCAGGUGGUGGUGGGAGUGCUGGUAAUCUGGGUGAGGAAGUAGGACCUGGGUCCGGUUUGGCAGGUGGCUCAACGGAGGGCAGAGGAGGUUCAGGAGGAAGUGUUGGAGGCAACAUCUCUGGUUCUGGGAGCAUGGGGGGAGGAGGAGCGCUUGGGAAUGGCAACAGCUGUGGGAAUGGUGGAGGUGGGGGCCAAGGUGGGGGACUGGCGUUGGACGGCGUCUGCAGAGACUUCAUACGCAAUGUCUGCAAGAGAGGGAAGCGCUGCCGGUUUAGACACCCAGACUUUAAUGAGGUGCCAGACUUGGGCGUGCAAAAGAACGAAUUCAUCUUCUGUCAUGACCACCAGAAUAAAGAGUGCAUGCGCUCCAACUGCCGCUUUGUCCAUGGCUCUAAAGAAGAUGAGGACUAUUACAAGAAAACAGGAGAGCUACCCCCCAGACUAAGAGGGAAAGUUGCAGCACGACUGGGCCUGUCCCCCAUGGAUCUCCCCCACAGCCGUGGGGAGGUCCCUAUCUGCAGAGACUUCCUGAAGGGGGAGUGCCAGAGGGGCAAUAAAUGUAAAUUUCGGCAUGUGAAAAAAGACUACGAAUAUGAGCCUUCCAGGGUUGGAGUGGGUGGUGUUGUGGGGCCAGGUGCCAGUGGAAUGGUGAAUGCUGGGGGAGGGAUAGGUGUUGGAGGAGGAGUUGCCUGCGGAGGAAUGCAAGGACUUGUAGGAGGUGGAGGUGGAAGUAAUAUGAUGGGGAUGGGCUGCCCCAGCCUGGGUGGUUGCAGAGAUCCAGGUAUCGCAGGCGUUGGGGGUGUAGGUGUAGGUGGGAUGAGUGGUUGCCUGUCCAUAAGUUCUGCAGGGCAAAGGCGAUAUGACAGGAGCUCAUGCUCAGUGUAUGACCCCCUACUUGAAAGUGGGCUCUUUGAUCCUGGCUCCCUGGAAGCCUCUAUGGACCACACAGCUCUACAGUUUAAGAGGCGGCGGUUGGAGGGCCUGCGUCUGGCAGAUGGGAGUGGAGGUGGGCACUAUGAGCUGGGAGUCCAAGCCGCGUUGCCACCACGUCCCCUGGAGUACAGGUUCCUGGAGGAGGAAAACUCCCUGCUGAGGAAGAGAGUAGAAGAGUUGAAGAAGCAGGUCUCAAAUCUCAUUGCCACCAAUGAGGUUCUCCUGGAGCAGAACGCCCAGUUCCGAAGCCAGGCCAAGGUGAUGACGCUGUCUUCCACCCCUGCACCCACUGAGCAGAGUCUGGCGCCCCCUGUGGGUGCAGUAAGCUCCUACAAUCACGGCAUCGCCCAGACUCACACCACCCUCAGCAGCGCCGGACUGCAGCCUCGUCCCGUCACCCAGCAAGACCUGGUCGCUCCUACCGGCGCCCCCGCAGCACCCCCGUCAAAUGCCGCCCCGCCCUCGGCCCCUCCGCCCCACCUCAACCCUGAGAUCACCCCCCUCUCAGCCGCCCUCGCACAGACCAUCGCUCAAGGGAUGGCACCACCUGUGUCUAUGGCACCGGUGGCUGUAUCCGUGGCACCGGUGGCAGUGUCCAUGACACAGCCUCUGCCUGGCAUCACCAUGAGUCACGCCACCACCCCGAUGGUGUCGUACCCCAUUGCGAGUCAGAGCAUGAGGAUCACCACUCUGCCUCACUAACUGCUUACAGGACUGUAGUACCCAUAAGUCAGACUGUAGCAUCCUGAACAGGGGUUUUUAACAUUGAUGCUCUUCUUUUAUGUUGUAUUAUUGAACAGUGACUGUCUGUACCUAUAACGUCUCCACCAGAGGGCAGGAUAAGGACAUCUCUCCCUCACCCUGUGUUCUGUGGCAUCAUCUCAAAUGCAUUUUUUUCCUACAGACUGACUUUACUGAUGUGUGAACAGCCUUUUGUACCAAAGGGAUCUUUUCAAACUGGCACCAAAAAAAAAAGGCAACAAAUUGUAAAUACAUGAGAUCAUCUACACUGUUUGAACCAUUUCUGCAAGACUGUCCUGCCACGCUUGUUGGGGACAGUUUGUGUUUCUAUUUUUGUGGAUUGUUAUGGUGUAAAUUAACUUUGGUACUUUGCACAUUAAAAAAACAAAACAAUAACUAACACUCAA
Molecule: messenger RNA, 2438 nt
Organism: Larimichthys crocea (large yellow croaker)
Lineage: Eukaryota; Metazoa; Chordata; Actinopteri; Sciaenidae
Gene: zc3h10
Product: zinc finger CCCH-type containing 10
Exons: 4
Coding region: 331-1992 (553 amino acids)
Biological process (GO): regulation of RNA splicing
Molecular function (GO): RNA binding; metal ion binding
Source: RefSeq, a predicted model, not a curated record